UAUCCUAGCAACGGGCAGUAGGGGCUGUUAAGCCGCCUGGACCUGCCGCCGCCAAAAUGGAGACGGAUGUGUCCGAUGUCAGCAACCCCUUUUUAGUAGAAGACAACAUGACUCUGGACCCAGACCUGAACGACACUGACAACUAUGGCGUCCCGGACCCCGGGCUGCUCGAAGAACGUGAGCUGUCGUUCUCGAAGCUGGUCCCGAAGCUUUUCAUGAGGAGCACGACCCCCAACGCCCGCGCCCGCCUGCUGUGGCUGCUGCUGCGGAGAAGCCUCCGCAACAUCUUGGAGAAGGAGAAGAGGUCCGACUGGAAGUUCCGUUUAGAGGGUCGCUGCCUGUUGCCUUGCGGGCCCUCGCUGCAGCCCCAGUUAAGCUGCGCAGGUGCCCUCACGCGCCUGGCUCUGGGGCCCCUGGCUCCCAACUACGUCCCUCGCUGCUUCGCGGCCUAUGGCUCGGCUGUGCUCACCUUCGAUCUGCGCACCUGGACUGUCACAGACGUGCGCCAGGAUCUCCACAAAACCACCAUCUCUGACCUGGCGUACUGCGGGGAGAUGGAGGCCAUGGUGACAGCUUCCCGAGACAGCACGGUGAAGGUGUGGGGGGCUGACUGGCAGAUCCGGAUGGUGUUCGUGGGCCACACAGGCCCGGUGACAGCUAUGGCCGUGCUCCCCAACACGACCCUGGUGCUGUCCGCCUCUCAGGACGGGACGCUCCGCACGUGGGACCUGCAGGCAGUGGCUCAGGUGGGCGAAGUGAUGCUGAGCUACUGGGGCCAGAGCACGCGGUCAGAGAGUGUGAACCAGCUGCUGGCGCCCGUGCUGCUCCGCAAGAGCCCGCUGCCGCUCCCCGCGCCCCGGCCCUGCUGCCUGCACCUCUACAGCCACCUCACUGACCCAAGGAGCGCGUUCUCCACCUGGGAGACGGUGCGCCAGCGCAAAGGUGAGGUGGGCCACAGCGACAUCCGAACCUGGAAGGAGAAGAACAGGUACCUGCCGGUGGUGGGGCACACGGACGGCACCUUGUCGGUGCUCAGCUGGCACACGCUGGAGCCCGUCUUCCACACGGAGGCGCACAGCCCGGGCCCGGUCACUGCCAUCGCAUCGACCUGGAACAGCGUCGUGACCUCCGGCGGGGACUUAAUGGUGAAGAUGUGGCGUAUGUUCCCCUACUCGGAGGAGAGCCUGAGCCUGCUACGCACCUUCUCCUGCUGCCACCCCGCCCUGGCGCUGUGCGCGCUCCGGAGGAACAUUAUGGUGGCCUUCGAGGACCCCGACAGCGCCACCUACGGGCUGGUGCAGAUUGGCCUGCACAACAGCCAGCGCUAUGACCACCGGCCCCAGGACGACCACUUGGACCACAUCACUGGCCUGUGCUGCUGCCCCACACUCAAGCUGUACGCCUCCUCCAGCCUGGACUGCACCAUGCGGAUCUGGACCACCGAGAACCGCCUGCUGCGACUCCUGCAGCUGAACGGAGCGCCUCAGGCUCUGACCUUCUCCAGCAACAAUGGAGACCUGGUGCUGGCCCUGGGCUCCCGCCUCUGCCUGGUAUCCCACAGGCUCUACCUGCCCACAGCCUACCUGGUUAAGAAGCUGUGCCAGAAGCCCCCCGAUGGGCUCGAUGACCCCCCCCUGCCGCUGACCACCCAGGAGUCGCUGACUUCAUUCCAGCUGCAGAGGUUGUCCAGCCUGCAUGGGGUGGCCAGCCUCAGUUCAGCCAGCAGGCCUGCUGAGCCAACCCGGAGACUCCCACCCAGCUGCCCUGGCUCAAGGUCUGGCUGUGUGCCCCCAGUGUCCCAGCACGAAGUCCCAGGGCUCCCAGGCCCCUGGGGCCACCUCAAGCCUGUCCCAGCCCUGGCACCCCCCUCCUGUCUCCUGUGCCCCCUCAGGGGCCUGGCCACCCUCCUGAAUGACUGUCCCGGCCUCAGUCCAGUCCCGCUUAGUGUACCUCCUAUCAUCUCUGUCUACAGCUCGGCCUUGUCUUUCUUCCGCCACUGGACGGCGGUACCUCAGCAGCCGCUCUUGAAGGAGGACCUGGAACCCUUAUCUGCCCGGGACCAAGACCUUCAACAGCUGAGACGGGGUCAGGUGGUGCCAGCAGCCCGGGCCCCGCUCUCCUGGCAGCAGCAACUGGAGGCCUUUGACAACUACUUGUAUCUGGUCUACGGCCCGGCCCUGCUGGGCAUGCAUCCCAGGACAGAGUCCCAGCAGUGGCCCAGCAUGGCCAUCACCGUGGAGAAGAACGGGGAUGUGUCCACCCUCCCGAGCGUCACCCCCAGUCUGGCGAAGGCUGGGGUCUGCACGGACUCCCCCAAAAUGCUGCCUCCACGGGACCUGGGGGCCCUGAGCCAGCGCUUCGCCCACCCUCCCCGAGUCACCCUGCCCAUCCCACCCACCCACCAGCGGGAACACAGCAGGGCAUCCCAGCUGCUGGCCCACUCCUCCCUGAGCUCCUUCCUGGGCCUCAGCGUGGACCUGCAGCUGCAGUCGGAGCAGCUCCAACAGGAGAGGCCUGCGGCCCCAGAAGCACCGACUUCCCACCUGAAGCACAGGGUCCCGCUGCUGCUGGAAAGGCGGCCCAAAGAGCUCCUCUCCGACCUCGGGGGCUUCUUUCCUGCCUCUGCUCAGCACUACAAGAACCUGCGGAGGCCCAUCCACUUCCCAGGCUGGGUCCCCAACUCCGUGGUGCUGCAGCAGAUGUGGCUGCCCCAGGAGGUCAGCGGCCUGGGGAACCUCCCUCAGCUGACUGCCCGAGACUCCUCUAAGCCAGCGGGCAGCCAGGAGGACCUGUGGCUGUUGCGGGGCAGACAGCCCCGCACCAGGAGCCAGAUCCAGUGGUCGGAUGAGGGGGACGAGGACCUGGACCUGGACCUGGAGCUGGACUGGACCUUGGACUAUCCCCUCUCGUCUCCGGAGCCCUCCCAGGAACUGCUGACGUUUGAGACGGCAGUGACGCAGGGGCGCGCCCCCAGCAGGGCUUCGGUGAGUGGAGCAGAGAGGGAAGCGAGGCUUUCCGUGGUCACCACGACCCUCCACGCCGCCACCACCAUCCAGAGAUAUGAGUUCUUGGCCAAGAGACGCAUCCAGGAGACCACUGCCAGGACAGAGACCUUUCUCCGCCGCCACCAGCACCGCCUCGGGCACUCGCUCUGGGAACUGCGCUACGGGCACCUGCCCAGGUUCCUGCGUUUCUUUGUCAUCCAGAACUGGUUCAAAAAGCUCUUCGACGGCCUGGCCUCGCGGCUCAUGGACCUGCUGAAGGAGGCCUCCUGGGAGGACCGUGUGCACAUCCUGCGGGCGCUGCUGAGGCUGCUGCCCGAGAUGAGCAAAACCCUCUACAAGAAGCUGCAGGAGACCCUCAAGUACCUGCUCAACCUGGACGAGCCCCCCAACCUCCAGGAAAAGACCCAGAGGCAGUUCGUGAUGCUGGCUCUGCAGCUGCAACUGGCCUGCUCCCUGGAGUCCCGCGAGGUGGUGCUGGAGCUCAUGUCCUACCUCCUCUACUCGCCAGCCUCCUGCAGGCCUGAGCUCAAGAAGCUGCUGGAAGGGCUGGGCCUCCAGGACCCGGAGGGCUUCCUGUUCAGGGAGAUGAUGACCUGGGUGCAGGACCCGGACCUGCACUGCAAGGCCGUGCUGCGCAGAUGCUGUUCCCAGAAGCUGGAGGAGAUGACCCACCUCCUGGAGGUGGGGGGCGGGGGGGGGGCCCUGCCAGUGGAACCUCUUGCCUUCGCCCAGGGCUUUCCCCAGGGAAGGUUGAGAACCACUGCUCUAGACCCACGGCACCUGUCCUCCCAGUCCCGCCUCUCUCGGGAUCUUCCUGCUUCUUCCUGGGAGGGAGUCUGCAGCGGGGUGCAGCUGGGGUCCAGGAGCAGCACCCCGAUUUGGCCUCCUGCCCCCCCCCUCCCCUCUCCCCCGCAGGUAGAAUCCUUGCAGCCCUCAGUUGCCAGGUUGUCGGAGGUGCUGCCCAAGGUCUCCGAGACGGUGCUGUCGCCGGUCUCCUCGAGGCCCUCGGUGCACUCCGCACUCUCCACCGUCUCCUGGACACGCUUGCAGCCGGGCUUGCCCAGAGACCUGGGCCCCGUGACCCUGGAUCCCCAGGUCCAGCAGCUGAUCUCGCAGCUCCCCGUCCGCCACAGCCACCGCACGCUCUCGGAGAGCCUGAUGCCCUUCUCCUCCGUGCCCGACAUCCACGUGCGCUCCUCGGCGCCCGACGCGAUGCCCGACCACCCACUGCCGCUGGAGCAGACAGACUGGUCGCGGUCGAAGAUGCUGGACCUGGGGCCGAUCGACGCGCUCAACUUCUUCUGCAAGCAGCGGAGGAGCUGCCUGCAGGAGGCGGACAGGGACCAGAGGCCACACCUGCUGCCGCCCAACAACCUCCGUCCCUGCAGUCUGCAUCUGACGCUCUAUCCACUGAGCUGCACCAGCCAGGGCUCACACCCACCUUCUUACCACCCUAGGCUUGACCCCAUUCUCAGGCUCCAGGAGAUCAAGCUCCAGGGAUCUGCAGUGAGACUGAGGGGCCAGAUGCUGGCCCGGCACGGUGAGAGCCGCACCCUCGACGGCUCCAUCCGGACGCUGAAGCUGCCGCUGCCUCCAGCCCUGCAGCGCUACUUCCUGCCGGACCUUGCAGACCCGGACUUCUACCGCUGA
This is a messenger RNA of Myotis brandtii (Brandt's bat), 4655 nucleotides long. Its product is annotated as WD repeat-containing protein KIAA1875. The transcript has 25 exons. Gene Ontology annotation, molecular function: protein binding. The record is from RefSeq and is a predicted model, not a curated record. Bases 57 to 4655 code for a protein of 1532 amino acids. NCBI's taxonomy places the organism in Eukaryota, Metazoa, Chordata, Mammalia, Chiroptera, Vespertilionidae.